This is a messenger RNA of Benincasa hispida (wax gourd), 1955 nucleotides long. Its product is annotated as vacuolar ATP synthase subunit H family protein. The record is from RefSeq and is a predicted model, not a curated record. Gene Ontology annotation, cellular component: vacuolar proton-transporting V-type ATPase, V1 domain. Gene Ontology annotation, biological process: proton transmembrane transport. NCBI's taxonomy places the organism in Eukaryota, Viridiplantae, Streptophyta, Magnoliopsida, Cucurbitales, Cucurbitaceae. Gene Ontology annotation, molecular function: heme binding; protein binding; proton-transporting ATPase activity, rotational mechanism.
AUCUCCAACUCAACCCAAUUCGCGUAGGAAAUUGAAAGGGAAGAACAAAAAGGAAGAGCUAAUUCGAUUCUCUCCCCUUCAUAAUUUGCGAAAAGAUCUUGAAGCAAUUUUGAUUUUGCAUCUUCGAAAUUGUUGGGAGUUCGAUAUUUUGAUGUCUUUUACGACAAGUGAAGUUUUCUUCUCGUUCGUGGAGUGAAUCUGAGUUCAAUUUUGGGGAUUUGAUCUGAUUCUUUGAUCUGCAGCCUUGCUGGUAGUGUAAUUGCAAGCGGAAGUUGCGAUGGCAAUAGACCAGGCCGAGCUUAGCACUGAGCAGGUUCUUACAAGGGAUAUUCCAUGGGAGACAUACAUGACUACUAAACUUAUCAGUGGAACAAGCCUUCAGCUGUUAAGGCGUUAUGACAAUAGACCAGAGAGUUACAGGGCACAGUUGUUGGAUGAUGAUGGUCCGGCAUAUGUUCGGGUAUUUGUUAGCAUUUUACGCGAUAUAUUUAAGGAAGAAACAGUGGAAUAUGUUCUAGCAUUAAUUGACGAAAUGCUUACAGCAAACCCUAAAAGAGCAAGAUUGUUCCAUGAUCCUUCUCUUGCAAGCGAAGAUGCUUAUGAACCUUUCCUAAGAUUGCUUUGGAAGGGAAAUUGGUUCAUACAGGAGAAGAGCUGUAAAAUACUUGCUCUGAUAGUGAGUGCUAGAUCAAAAACUCAUGAUGGAAGUUUUGCAAAUGGUGAUGCCUCAAACUCCAAGAACAAAAUUACUACCAUCGAUGAUGUUUUGGAUGGACUGGUGAAAUGGCUUUGUGCACAGCUGAAGAAUCCUUCACAUCCUAGUCGUGCUGUACGGACUUCUAUCAAUUGCUUUGCAACUCUGCUGAAGGAACCAAAGGUCAGAUCCUCCUUCGUCCAGGCAGAUGGAGUGAAAUUGCUUAUUCCUUUGAUUUCUCCUGCAUCGACCCAACAAUCUAUUCAGCUUCUAUAUGAAACUUGUCUUUGUGUUUGGCUCUUAUCAUAUUAUGAGCCGGCAAUUGAAUUCUUGGCCACUUCUAGGACCCUUCCAAGACUCAUCGAUGUUGUCAAGAGUUCCACAAAAGAGAAGGUUGUCCGAGUUAUUAUUUUGACCUUGAGGAACUUACUCUACAAGGGGACAUUUGGAGCUCAAAUGGUGAGUCUCGGACUGCCACAAGUUGUUCAAAGUUUGAAAUCACAAGCAUGGAGUGAUGAGGACCUUUUGGAGGCUUUGAAUCAACUAGAAGAGGGGUUGAAAGAUAACAUCAAGAAACUAAGUUCUUUCGACAAGUAUAAGCAAGAAGUCCUUCUCGGGCAUCUUGACUGGUCUCCUAUGCACAAAGAUGUAAAUUUCUGGCGAGAAAAUAUUACAAGCUUCGAAGAGAAUGACUUGAAGAUAUUGAGGGUCCUAAUCACAAUUCUGGACAGUUCCAGUGAUCCAAGGGCUUUGGCAGUUGCCUGUUUUGAUCUUUCACAGUUCAUUCAACACCAUCCAGCUGGGAGAGUUAUAGUGACAGACCUUAAGGCCAAGGAAAGAGUGAUGAAACUGAUGAAUCAUGAGAACGCUGAGGUUACUAAAUAUGCCCUCCUUUGCAUUCAAAGGCUCUUUCUAGGUGCCAAGUAUGCUAGCUUUCUCCAGGCUUAACUCGGUUCUCUCUCCAUUUGUGUAAGUUAUAAUAAAUCCAUCCUACUUAAACACCUCAGUUGCUGAAGCUAAAAGGGUUUUUAUUACUUUCAUCAAGUAAUUAUCUUCUUAAAUUUUUGGUGUGAAUCAACAGAGAUUUUAUUCGUUUCUUUGCAUUCCCAGAAUGUUAUUUGGGCAUAUUGAAUAAAGUCACCAGGUUUUCAUACCUUGUAUUUUACCUUUUGAUGUCUAUUGAUUUGAAACUGAAGAGAGAUCUGACUCUGAGAUAAUGAGUUGAAAGCAAGUAAAAAGAACUUUUAAUUUUCUUUUCCUC